Molecule: messenger RNA, 1825 nt
Organism: Eleginops maclovinus (Patagonian blennie)
Lineage: Eukaryota; Metazoa; Chordata; Actinopteri; Perciformes; Eleginopidae
Product: macrophage mannose receptor 1-like
Exons: 6
Coding region: 131-1048 (305 amino acids)
Source: RefSeq, a predicted model, not a curated record
CAUGAACAUUUCAAUGUCAAACAAUGUUUUGCACAUGUUUGCAUGCUGUAACUCUCCUGGAGAGAACACAGGAGUCAUCCACUUGGCACAAACACAUCACAACGGAGAGAGCUGGAAAGAUUGAACAGCGAUGGAUAAGACAGGAUUGGUGAUUUUGCUGCUUCUCGCGAUAUUUACUCUUUCAUCAAGUAUUUCUAGAGGAUACCACCACGUUCAGCUGAAGACAACCUGGAGCGGAGCUCAGAGCUACUGUAGAGCACAUUUUAUCGACCUGGCGACCUUUGAGACUGAAGAGGACUGGGAAUUAGGGAAAAAAAAAAUGGAAGGCUAUGAAUCGUAUUUAUGGAUGGGACUGCAUUAUGAACGUAAUGCUUGGAGGUGGUCCCUGGACAGCACGUAUCUCUACGGGUUUGAUGGCCACACUGAAUUUGGAGACUGGUUUGUUUUUCAAGUCCACAACUAUGGAGGCUCACAGGUGUGUGUGAAAGUGACUGGGGGCAUCUUAAGUGACCUGCCAUGUACAAAUGAACUCAGCUCCGUGUGCUAUGAUGAGCCUAACAAUAAGUACAUCCCAGUUACUGUUCCUAUGACCUGGUUGGCAGCCCAGAGUUACUGCAGGGAGAAAUACACAGACUUGACCAGCAUGAGAAACCAGCAAGAGAAGGAGGAGAUCAUGAAGGUGACUGAUGAGUCAGCGUGGUGGAUUGGUUUGUACAGAAAGCACUGGAAUUGGUCCGACCGGAGUGUCUCUUCACUCAUUUUGUGGAAAACAGGCGAGCCUAAUGGCGGUGCAUAUGAACAGUGUGUAGUUUGUAAUUCGGUAGGUUGGGCUGAUGUUAACUGUGGACGGCAGUAUGAAUUCAUCUGUAUGGUCCCAGUGAUGAAGCUGUUGACGGUGGAACUGAAGUGUGACGCAUCCUUGGACCUGAAUGAUCCUACAGUGCAGGAGAACGUUCUGAACCAAGUGGAGAAACGUAUGCGGGACCAUGGGAUCCAUCCCAAGUUCACACUGAGAUGGAGGAUUCCACCAUCUAGAAAAACUGGUUGAACCGUGACUGUAAAAGCUGUUUUCCUUCUCGUACAACAACACAGUCUCUGCUAAACUCUGAAAUAAUGAGCUACAUAUUUAAAAGAUUUAAAUCUAGACCAAUUAUGUACUUGUUUUGUGUUUAAGUGGAACUUUAAUUAGUGUUCUUCGUAUUGUACGUGCCAACCUUAUUUUUAGUUUGACAAAAAACUCAAAACCCUGUUUUAUAUCACUGAACAACAAUGCAUGCAAAUUGUGUUUUUGCUCAUUGUUAAUGAAUGCAUGGGGGGGAGAUGGUCCAUUUCAAGAAGAUAAAUUAGGGAUGGUAGAUCACUGUGCCACCAUUGAGUCUGUGGCUCAGUCAGGAUUAAACUGUUGUACACAGAGGUGGUUACUCCUUUCAAAAACCCAUAAAACAAAACAUGCUUUCCUCUAUUUUGCUUUAAAUGUUUAGCUUAAUGUGGAACAUACUGUAGACACCAACAGGACUCAUGCAAAGCCAACCAGUGAAGAGUGAAGAGCAAGAGCGUGUGAAAAAAUCUCUGUGCGUAUUUCUGGAUAGGCCCGUGAGGAAACAGCCAUUUUCCUUCUUUGUACUCAAGACAUGUGGCAGUUUUGAGACUCAAAUUGUGCUUUAAAGGUUUUAUUAACUCUUGGUGUUGAAUUCAUCAUUAUCCUUUUGGUGUAAUUAUACAUUAUUGUGAAGGAAGAUGAAAGAUAGAAGAAGUCCAAGAUACAGGGUUAGCUCUUCUGUUCUUUAGGAAGAUCAAUCGUUAUGGCAUUCUUACUUUUCUUAUU